This is a messenger RNA of Oncorhynchus tshawytscha (Chinook salmon), 1547 nucleotides long. RefSeq names its product tocopherol (alpha) transfer protein (gene ttpa). Gene Ontology annotation, cellular component: membrane. The coding region runs from base 146 to 1051 and encodes 301 amino acids. NCBI's taxonomy places the organism in Eukaryota, Metazoa, Chordata, Actinopteri, Salmoniformes, Salmonidae. The record is from RefSeq and is a predicted model, not a curated record. The transcript has 5 exons. Gene Ontology annotation, molecular function: phosphatidylinositol bisphosphate binding.
AAGUGAGCCGCGUGCGCGUUGACGAGCGAGACUAUUUCAGUAGCCUAUUCUGAUUGCGCCGAAGGAAGUUUCUUCAUUCUCCGUUGUGUAAAUAGAGUAACUUACUUUUGUAUGUGAUGGGCGUGAAAUGUGAUACAGUACCGACAUGAAGUCCGGAGAGGAGACGGAUUACGAGGGAGACCUAAAUAGUUUGCCCGACGACUCCAACUUUGUCCAACCUUAUUUAUUAGAGCUGAGACAGAGGGCACAGAAAGACAUCAUCGACCCGCAGCAAAGCUUGAAUUGGUCAGACAGUUUUCUAAUAAAGUUUCUGCGAGCGAGAGACUUUAAUGUUGAGCUGUCACUGAAGGUUGGUAUCUCGCUACUCUUUAAUUACCAGCGUUGGAGGAGAGAGUGCCCAGAGAUCAGUGCCAACCUGCAGCCGUCCUCUGUCCUGGGACUCCUCCAGAAUAACUACCAUGGAGUGCUGAGGGACCGGGACCUCAGCGGCAGCAGAGUGCUCAUCUAUAGGAUCGGCCAGUGGAACCCCAAAGACUUCACAGUGUACGAGGUGUUCCGUGUCAGUCUGAUCACAUCUGAGCUGAUCGUCCAGGAGACGGAGACUCAGAGGAAUGGACUAAAAGCCAUUUUUGACAUGCAGGGAUGGUGCUUCGCUCACGCCCUCCAGAUCAACCCCUCCCUGGCCAAAAGGAUCUCCUCUGUGCUCACGGACUCGUUCCCUCUGAAGGUGCGAGGAAUCCAUCUGAUCAACGAGCCCAUAUUCUUCAGACCCGUCUUCGCCAUGCUCCGCCCAUUUCUGCCCGAUAAGAUCAAACAGCGGAUCCACAUGCAUGGCAGCACCUUCAAAGAGACUCUGAGGGAUUUUUUCUCCGAAGACAUCCUCCCCCAGGAGUACGGGGGCAGCGGCCCCUCCAUGGAAGAGGUGUGUCAGGAGUGGACCUCCCACAUCCUGCAGUCUGAGGAACUCCUCAUCCAGCUUUCCAUCUACCCUGCAGGAGAUGAGGUCACCUCUGACCCAGAACCUGAUAGCCAGUCUGCCUACAGCUCCUGACUCCCCAUAGACUACACAUCCCAGAGUGCAUCUCACUGACCAACCACACAACUCGUAGCAUCCUUCUGAAGUCCAAUUCCAAUUUCUUAUUCCUUCCUUCACCUUCUUUUUUAAGGGAAGUCCAAUCGAUAUGGUUGGGGUGCACAACUUGAGCUCUCUGUAUAAGAUUGUCUGCUAGUUUUGAGUUUAUAUGAGCAUCCUGUUUAUUUAUUUAAAGUUAUCAGUAGUCGAUGAAAAGAUAGGAUGAUGACGAGGGAUGCUCGGUAGGAGCUAGUGCUCAAAAUAGUAUCAUAACACAUUGUGUUUCAGUAAUAACACACUGGAAUUGGGCCUAGACUACUUUUCUCCAUCUCAUCUGUUUUAUGGGUUUUGCAAACAUUUAUAUUAUUGGGACGGCAGGUAGCCUAGCGGGUGGGAGCGUUGGGCCAGUAACCGAAAGGUUGCUAGAUCGAAUCCCAGAGCUGACAAGGUAAAACAUUUAAUUCUGCCCCUGAGC